CCAUCUCGUUGUAUGUUGUGUGACUUAACGGUUGAACUAAUGUCAGACGUGGAGUUUAGACAGCCAGGCAAUGCAGAGCUAAUAAAAUUUACAAGUCGUAAUGACAGAUGGUAUGGAUUACCACUGUGACUCGAGGACUUAUAGACUUGUGGAUUUUUUUUGACCGUGGAAUUACAGAGACGCCUUUUGUUCUGAAAUGAUGGCUUGAUAUGUUUCUCGUACCUCGGUGAUCACAGUCAGAGCCAAUCCGUCGACCGCCCGCAGGGAAGCGGCGUCACAAUAGCUACAAACGUGAUUUUGAUCUGGCAAAAACCAAUUCGCCAAAAGCCCGAAAUAAUGUCACCCAUACCCGUCCUUCCGCUGGUCAUCAACUGCUUCAUGUCUGUGCUCGGCUGCUUGGCCACACUGAAACUCAUUCCGGCUUUCAAAGAUCAUUUCAUAUCAGCCAGAUUAUACGGAGUGGAUCUAAACAAAACAUCCAAAAAGGAAGUUCCAGAGUCUCAAGGAGUCAUCAGUGGGACUGUCUUCCUCAUCAUCCUUUUCUGUUUCAUCCCAGUGCCUUUCCUCAGCUGCUUUGUUGGAGAUCAGUGCAUGGGCUUCCCACAUGAUGAGUUUGUACAGCUCAUCGGUGCACUUCUAGCCAUCUGUUGCAUGAUCUUCCUUGGUUUUGCCGAUGAUGUGCUCAACCUCCGGUGGAGACACAAGCUCUUGCUUCCCACCAUGGCUUCCUUGCCACUGCUCAUGGUCUAUUUUACCAACUUUGGCAACACUGUCAUAGUGGUGCCCAAGCCCUUCAGAGCACUGCUCGGACUGCACUUGGAUUUGGGCAUCCUGUACUAUGUCUACAUGGGAAUGCUUGCUGUAUUCUGCACAAAUGCCAUCAACAUCCUAGCAGGCAUCAACGGGAUCGAAUCAGGCCAAGCUCUGUUUAUCUCGGGCUCCAUCAUCAUAUUUAACCUUCUGGAGCUCAGCGGAGAUUACCGCGAUGACCACGUUUUCUCCCUCUACUUCAUGAUACCGUUCUUCUUCACCACAUUAGCGCUUAUGUACCACAACUGGUACCCUUCAUCUGUGUUUGUGGGAGAUACUUUCUGCUACUUUGCUGGGAUGACCUUUGCUGUAGUCGGCAUCCUGGGACACUUCAGCAAAACAAUGCUGCUGUUCUUCAUUCCUCAAGUGGUUAACUUUGUCUACUCCGUACCACAGCUGUUUCACAUAAUCCCCUGUCCCAGGCACCGGCUCCCGAGGUUGAACCCAGAAAAUGACAAGCUGGGGAUGAGCUACUCUAAAUUCAAAACAAAGGACCUCUCUAAGUUAGGCCACCUCAUUUUGACGGUGGCAGAGUUAUUAAAGCUGCUCGAGGUGCGCAGAGGCCAUGAGGGGGAUGGUGAUUUUAUUGAGUGCAACAACAUGACCUUAAUAAACCUGGUGCUGAAAGUACUCGGACCCGUCCACGAGAGAACUCUCACAGUCAUCAUGCUCGUCAUACAGGUGAUGGGCAGCGCAGUGGCUUUUGGGAUCCGUUAUCAUCUCGUCCGUCUCUUCUAUGACGUCUAGAUUACCGGGACUGAGGACGGAGUGCUGACUGAGGAAAAUAUGAUACUGCUGUGGAACUAUUUUACAGGCUCACUGUUCAUUUGCCUUUUAAUAGUUUCCACUACCUCACUGACAUUUUUCAUAUUCAGACUCUUUCUGCAGUAAAGACCCAGAGCAAGGGUUAAAGCUUUAUUUAACUUCACCACAACAUUUUCAUAUAUAUGUACAAGCAGAACGGCUAAUGAUUUGAUGCCAACAGUAGCGCUCUCCUGGGAUUCAGUCAUUACAGUCAGGGAAAUGUAACUGGGUCUUAAUCACCCCACGUGUUCACCCUGAAAGUAUAUUUUUAUACUUGGUUUUUAAAAAGAAAGUCUGUCAAGUUUUGAUCUUCGGUGUAGCAGACAUCGCUGACUUGCAAACGUAGAAAUCCUCUAAAAACUGGUCAAAUAUUCACAUGUUCACAUACUGCUUUAACCUGCUGUUGAGAGAAAAUGUGCCUACUUACACUUUAAUGCAGUUAUGGUAGGAAUAUUAAACUCAUUUAGUGCUUCUUGGUUGUUUCUUUUCCCUCUCAACAAAAGUCACAACAACAAAAUGAUUGUUGUGAAGAACAGCAGUGAAAUAUCAAAGGAGUGUAGUCAUCAAUAAAGUGUGAGGAGAUGAUUAAAUAGAGGUCAUGAAGUCACAUGACCACGUCCUGAUUGUGGAAAAAGCACAUCCCGAUUAAAGAUAACUGAUCGUCUUUGCUUUUCUUUCAUCAAAUAUAUAGCCGUGUUGUUUAGGACUGAGCAUCAUCCCAACGGUUUCAGAAAGAGCAUCAACGUGAAGUCAACUGGCACUGGACUUUUUUUAUUUAGGAAUGUAAUUACAAGUGCAAAACUGUUUACUGAGAUUGAAGGCACAGAUUAUCAAAUAAAAACGGGAAAAAUGAUGAUGUAA
This is a messenger RNA of Haplochromis burtoni (Burton's mouthbrooder), 2475 nucleotides long. It is a transcript of the gene dpagt1, whose product is annotated as dolichyl-phosphate (UDP-N-acetylglucosamine) N-acetylglucosaminephosphotransferase 1 (GlcNAc-1-P transferase). The record is from RefSeq and is a predicted model, not a curated record. Lineage: Eukaryota; Metazoa; Chordata; Actinopteri; Cichliformes; Cichlidae. Bases 337 to 1557 code for a protein of 406 amino acids. The transcript is spliced from 9 exons. Gene Ontology annotation, cellular component: membrane. Gene Ontology annotation, molecular function: UDP-N-acetylglucosamine-dolichyl-phosphate N-acetylglucosaminephosphotransferase activity. Gene Ontology annotation, biological process: dolichol-linked oligosaccharide biosynthetic process; protein N-linked glycosylation.